Perkinsus marinus ATCC 50983 is the source of this 762-nucleotide messenger RNA. Its product is annotated as protein phosphatase 2C, putative. Gene Ontology annotation, biological process: protein dephosphorylation. The coding region runs from base 1 to 762 and encodes 253 amino acids. Lineage: Eukaryota; Perkinsozoa; Perkinsida; Perkinsidae. Gene Ontology annotation, molecular function: cation binding; protein serine/threonine phosphatase activity. The transcript has 7 exons. The record is from RefSeq and is a predicted model, not a curated record.
AUGAUGCACAAGCAAGAGAGCUUCGGCGACAAGGACCUACUAGCCCAAGGCGACUCUGAUCAUUUCCGAAGCAGUCUGGUGGGUUUCGCAUGCAAGAAGGGACUCAAACCUGUCAGUCCCAAUCAGGACUCCUUCCUGGUAAUUCGUGUUGAAGGCGAUGUGUCCAUUUAUGGCGUGUUCGACGGUCACGGCAAGAAGGGCCACGACGUGAGCAACUUCGUCAAGGAGUACCUCCCCAAGCAUCUCGUUGGUCACCCCUCCUUUCGGUCGGACCCUCGUACUGCACUCCGUGAUGCGUUUCUGGCCACCCAGCAGAUGCUCGAAAUGACCACACGUGACGGCACAUUGGACGCUGCUGUUUCCGGGACUACCUGCACGGUCGUCCUUCAUUUCGAGAAGGAUGAUGAUGAGGCCACACUGUCAGGCGGUCAAUGCCUCUACGUCGCCCAUGUUGGGGACAGCCGUUGUGUCCUCGCCCAGAGGAGCUCAGCCAAUGGAAGUCUCCUUGCUGUUGAUCUCACCUCGGAUCACAAGCCAGAUUUGCCGCUAGAGAGAGCCCGCAUCAUUGCACGUGGUGGUGCCGUUCACAAACGCCCACAUGAUGUCAGCCAUCGGGUUUACGUACAAGGCAAACCCUAUCCAGGUUUAGCCAUGUCCAGAGCACUUGGGGACCUCGUUGGUUACUAUGAUGCGGGGGUGUCGGCCGAACCGGAGACCAUCCGUCGGAACUACAAAAUGAAGAUCAAGUGUGUCCUUGGAUAG